Messenger RNA from Pleurotus ostreatus (oyster mushroom), 1803 nucleotides. RefSeq names its product RNA polymerase I enhancer binding protein (gene REB1). Gene Ontology annotation, cellular component: nucleus. Gene Ontology annotation, molecular function: transcription cis-regulatory region binding; DNA-binding transcription factor activity. Gene Ontology annotation, biological process: regulation of DNA-templated transcription. The record is from RefSeq and is a predicted model, not a curated record. Bases 1 to 1803 code for a protein of 600 amino acids. The transcript is spliced from 9 exons. NCBI's taxonomy places the organism in Eukaryota, Fungi, Basidiomycota, Agaricomycetes, Agaricales, Pleurotaceae.
AUGUCGACAAUUGCGCCGCAGGCUCUGACCUCGGAUAUCCAACUCGCCCUCGAACAAGCCAUCGAUCAGGCAAAUAGCGCAUUUAACCAGACCACCGGGGAGCUCAACCCCAAGAAGAAGAACAAGAAGAAACGCAUACGCGAAUCCGAUGCUGGUUUGGCCGAUGGAGCAGAGGGCAGCCAGCCCCAGGAGAAGAAAAAGAAGAAAAAGCACGGCGGGGGGCACGCGCAGGUUGAGGGGACGGACAGCGGAUCCAGUGGAUCUCAGCAUCAGUCGCACCCGAGAUCACCCGUAGAGCCUGACGCUGUGCACGACGAUGUACAGGCAUCGACAGCGGCGUUCAUAUCAGCCAUCGUAGCGGCGGCCUCGACGAGUAGCUCUGAUACCCAGUCGCCUUCGGAUAUGGCCACUUCGUUCAUGGAGCCGACUUCCUUUCUGCCAUUCCCCCAUGACGCCCAGCAGUCUCAACCCCAGUUCGGGUUCCUGCCUGGAAUGGCACCUCCACCAAUGGGCGUUCCUUUCGCCGAUCUUUCUCUGGCGACAAACGAUGACGUUCUAAGAGCCAUCCAAGCUCUCGAUGUCUCUAAAAUCGCGGACGUGCUGAAGACGCUUAACGAGGCAGCCGCAACCGCGAACAUUCCUCUUAAUAUUCCCGUAAAUGCGCUGGAAACCCCACUACCAGCGACUCCACUCCCAAAACCACUUCCUGGUGCGGAUACCAGACGUCCGCCUCAACGGAAUAUGAAGAAUCCGAAACACAUAAAGGCGUUGGCCGCGCGGUCUGCCGAGCAGCAAAUACCAUCCGAUCACGCGCAGCUACUUGCCACCAAGUGGAUGAGUACAACAAAACUCGCUGAGCUAGUGCAAACCGAAGGUCUGGUAUACAAGAAAGGGAAAUUCUCCGCGAUUGAAGAACAGCAACUUAGAGACGCGAUUGACAAGUACCGUGAAGAAAAGCAAGUGACGGAAGAAGACCUCCUUGAUAUCAUCUUUGGUAAGAAGUCAAAAGAGAGUACUUUCUGGUCAGAUAUCACUUCUGCGAUUCCUCAACGCCCGCUUAUCGCUGUGUAUCACCAUGUUCGACGCCAUUUCCAUCCAAUGGCCCAGCAGGGCAAGUGGACAGCUGAAGAGGACGCUCUCCUCAAACAGGCUGUCGCCGAUCUGGGUCAACAAUGGGAAAAAGUUAGCCCUCGAGUGGGUCGCAUGUCUGCAGACUGUCGAGACAGGUACCGGAAUCACAUCGUGAACCGUGACAUUCGUCUGACCGGUGGAUGGUCGCGUGAUGAGGAGGAACGACUAACGCAGAUUGUCACGGAAAUGACUGUACAGCAAGGCAAGAAUAUUGAUAAUGAUAUAUUCUGGGGUAAAGUCAGUGAACGCAUGGGUGGCACCCGUGGGCGACAGCAAUGUCGAAUUAAGUGGACGGAUACACUAAGCAAAACGGUAAAGAACGACGGCCAAAGACCCAGAUGGAGUCCUCUCGACGCGUUUAUUCUUGUGCACAAGGUGGACUCAAUGAACGUCAUGGAUGAUACCGAGAUUGACUGGAAAACGUUACUGGAUCCGGAUUGGAAUCUGUGGAGCGCACAUUCUCUGCAACGGCGGUGGCUGACGAUGAAGAGAAGCAUCAAAGGUUACGAAAACAUGUCUCAUCUAGACAUCAUGGAAAUCCUGAGAACGAAGAAGGCGCAGGUGCCUGAUCCUUUGGGGACGGGGAGAAAGAGAAAAGAUCGAAAGGUCAUGAGUUCUGAGGCGAUUGAAGAGGAUCCUGGGGUCGACGACGACCACAUCGACGAUUCUUAG